AUGCGGCCUCGACUUCAAAACUUUAACACGUUGCGAGCGCGAUCCUACGUGUCACGACUGCCGCUCUUCACUCGGCUUAUUGUUCUUGUCAUUGUUGCAGCUUGGAUUGCCUCGGUGCAAUCAGUAUGGGACUUGCGAGAAUGGGGCGCCCUCAUCCCUGACCAGAUCAGCGUCACUUCAGCAUAUCGACUUUCGACGUUUCCCUUAAUACACCUCAAUUUCAUCCAUAUGAUCCUUAAUGUCUUGGCCCUGACGCCUUUGAUGGAACGAUUCGAGGGCGAACACGGAACUCUGACUACGGUUGCAUUGUUCUUUGGCCCUUUGACGUCGAUUCCUGCCGUCCUCUACGUGAUCAUCGAGCGAUGUGUUUUCCGAGCGAACAAUUCGAUACUGGGAGCGAGCUUGUGGGUGUUUGUCUUGCUCGCCAUGGAGUCCAUUCGAACCUACAAGGCCAACCCUCACUUCGUCAUUGGCACAGUUCACAUCCCUACGUGGACCACUCCCUUGAUUAUGUGUUUGGUGGUGGCGGCAUUGGUACCCAGGACAAGUCUUCUUGGCCAUUUGUGCGGCGUGGGUAUCGGAUACGUCGCUGGCUUCGGCUACGUCAAGUUCCUUGCACCUCCUGAGUGGGCGCUUCGAUGGAUCGAGAAGCGACUUAACCUCCUCAAGAUUCUACCUCACUACGUCAGCAUCGAUAAGACGACAUAUGGCCGGUUUGGCGUGCUCCCCACGACCAACCGCCCUGGCCCCAGCGGGAGCGCCGCAACGGAGCUCGUGGGUACGACUCAGCGUCUCGGACCUUGA
Fusarium keratoplasticum is the source of this 804-nucleotide messenger RNA. Its product is annotated as Rhomboid protein 2. Gene Ontology annotation, molecular function: serine-type endopeptidase activity. The record is from RefSeq and is a predicted model, not a curated record. The transcript has 5 exons. Gene Ontology annotation, cellular component: membrane. Bases 1 to 804 code for a protein of 267 amino acids. NCBI's taxonomy places the organism in Eukaryota, Fungi, Ascomycota, Sordariomycetes, Hypocreales, Nectriaceae.